Porites evermanni is the source of this 3375-nucleotide messenger RNA. Lineage: Eukaryota; Metazoa; Cnidaria; Anthozoa; Scleractinia; Poritidae. The record is from the annotation of a GenBank genome assembly.
AUGCAAAGCAUCAUGCAACAACCUUCCCAUGACCAAGUUGCCGGUAAGGAAAAGUAUUGGUGAAUAAAGCUUAAGAGAGACACACUGCUCCUAAUUUAAAUCUCUUUGGGAUUUAGAUUUCUUCAGAGAUAAGUAAUGAUAAGUAAUUUUGGACCUUGGUUGAUAUUUCUUAGAAAGUUAUAACCGUUUCACGAGUUUAGAUAAGCGUCAGUUUCGCGAAGUGGUCAGAAAGGGAAAGAGAUCUGGAGCCCUUUCUGGCGGGUUUAUUCGCCAUUUUUUAAAACUGUUGCACCCUCCUCUUCUCACCUUUGCGGUGAAUUCUCUUUUCUUUGGCUAUAAACUAUUUAGUUCAGAUUUUAAUUUCUGCUUUAAGAUCUUAAAAUUUCUUCGUCCAUUUUUCUUUCACAAAAACGUUUCAAAAAUCAUCCAAAAAUUCUGAAGCAUUUAUUUUGCCAGGGGCUCUCACCAAGAGCCAUACCGAAUAGAGGCAUUAUUCUAUCAAAUGACAUUUAGUGAGAUUUAAAAGGAAAAAGCUAAAAUAUCGGGAGGAGAAAGCAUGGCCAUAAUGCUUCCUUUAUCGGUUUCUUCGUUCUGAAAGACUCAUUAAACAAGCUUCGGUUGUAUGUUUUUAAGUUGAAUUCUGAUUGGUUACUAAGUAAACAUAUUUUUCCCACAGCAAUGCAAAAUCCCGAGGGUUUACAAGCAAGCGAGACGGACAUAAUAAAUCACCUUCAAAACUAUAACAAGCACUACCUCAACAACGAAAUGGCAGCUGAGACUGGUAAUUAGCACUAAAUCUUUAACAUGAUGACUUCUCGAAGCUAGAACGACGAUAAUGUUCAUGAGGCUAGUCACUCAGUAAAAAUUCCAGUUAUAAUAGACCAAUCAGAAUCGAAAACGUGAAAAACAAGCAACUUUUGCCAUAUAAAGAAACUAAUAGUUGGUUUUAAAAUUACCGACCUUGUUUGCCUUGACUGGUUAGCACCGCCAAUGUUCACCAAUUUUAGAAAAGGCUGGAAACGUUCUAUUUAAAAUAAGUCGCAACCUGGCUAUACCCAAAUUUGUGGGCCAAAAUCGUCUCUAAAACAGAAAAGAGCACUUAGCAAAACAAAUUUGUUAGCAUCAAGCAUAUUAAAAGGCAAAAGGCUUCACUUCUGUUUGGUUUGCGUCAAAAACGCCUUUGUUUAAUAAUCUCUGUGACAAAUCUCGUCAAAUUUUGUUGUAACAUUGAAACCGAGGAUUUUUUUAUGUCACUUCUGCGGUUCAGCCUGCAGUUCCUCCUGGCGAAAUGUCCCUAGCUCGCAGGAGGAGCUAGGAGAAACGGCUGUAUUCGCAGGCUAGUUAAAUUAUCGAUGAGUGUUAGGGUUAGAUACAUCAUGAUAUGUUCGAAAACUUGAGCACUAUGCUUUUGAGCGUCACCCUCAAAAUAAUAGCAUUAUACCUUAAAUCAUGCUCGAAAAGUAGCAUUAUGCUCGACUGAUCUUAGCUAUAUUUGAUACCCUUUUCCAUGCCUGCAGACAAAAAAUUCACCUUCAUAUGCCAGAAACACAAUAUUGCACUGCAUCAAUCAGUUACAAAUUUACAAGAAAUAAAAGAAAGAUAAUGCUUAAAACCACUCAAAAUGUCUUCUUUUAAUGGAACUCUCCCUCGUUAGGAUACUCUCUGAUCAGUUUGCAGCUCGGCAUAAUGAUGCAACGGUGCAACCAGAGCUUGAAAGUGGCAAGGCGAAGCCUUUGAAUAAGUUAAUUCCUUGCUAAAAGCACGCGAAAGUUAAAAAGUCUCAUAUUUACAUUUAAGGAAUUAUUAAUUUUUCACUAUUUUCUUAAUUCUCUCUAUGCAAAGAAGGCCCAUUAUGCCGGCAUUAUGCUCGAUGCUUCGACUAUAGCAUUUUAGUAAAAUCCAACUAGUGGUCUAUUAUCAAUGCUGCGUUCUGAUUGGUUGAGCUACUACUAGGCCAUAUGUUAUAGCCCACUAGUAGCGAUAUGCGCGGGCUUUUUGGCGGCAAAAAAGGAUUAAAGUCUAGCUUUAUCUAGCUAAAAGUUUUUAAUUCUCGAUAUUUUUUACCAACUAGUUGGAUUCUACUAAAACAAUGAUUCCUCUCACCCUCAUGGCCUCUGAGUCAAUAGCCCAUUCGGCCUUCGGCCUCAUGGGCUACUGACUCAGAGCUCAUUCGGGCUCGAAGAAUAAUUGUUAAAUGCCCAAAAUUAUGCCGGCAUAAUGUAUCUAACCCUGGUGAGUGUUAACUGAUUAUAGGACACACCCUAGCAGCUCCAAUAAUAAUAAAUUCAUUUCUACUUGAUUUCAGCUCUCCUGGCGGACAAUGGCAUUGAUGAUGAUUCGGCACUUAAGAUCUCCAACAUGGCGGCUUUGCCCAAUGGAUUACCCCAUCACGGAGUACAAGUAGCUAACGCCGCCAUCAAAGCCAAGAUCAGCAGCAGCGUUAAACAAGUUCACGGAUCCACUGACCACCAGCAGGCCUCAACUUCACCCGGAGGAUACGAUCCAAAUGCGUACCUUAACGACGCAAACUCAUGGCCAGAAUACAGUAUUCAUGAUUCUGACUACAGUAACUUCCACGCCGUGGAAAUGAACAACAUGAACGGUGAAAACACGGAUAUGCCUCCCAUGUACAACAAGCCAAACAUGUACGACAAACCAGACGAAAGCCCCGAAAUGGGCUUUCAAAACAUGGGAAGCGAGGGGGGAGUGGAAUAUCUGGGAGAUCAAAAGUUCCCCCAGGGGAAAGCAGAAGGUGGUGCGAUUAAUGAUGAGGUUAAGGAGGUGGAGGAAGAGGCGUUGCAGAAUGAGAAAAGUGAGGAAGAUCAUCCGCAGGAGGGUUCAGAGGAUAAAUCGGAGAGUUCCGAAGAUAAAGGGGAAAAUACAAAGGCUCCAGGUAGUUCGGAUGAAAUGAAGCCAGCUGACAGCAGCGAAGCUAGUGGAGAUAGCAAAGCGCAAGGGGAUGGGAAGGCAGAAGCGCAAAACAGCCAACAAUUGCAGCAAAAAAAGCCUGAAAAUAUCCCGCCGGCUCAAAUCAAAGAUGCCUCCUCACCAAAUCAGCAAAAUGGACCGCAACCACAAGUAGCACGGCUGCAACAGCAGCAGCAGCAGCAACCACAGCAGGAUAAAAGUACUUCUUCAAAGCUAACUUCUGCUGCAGUGGCCCAGGCCGCAGCCGUCUCACUUCCCCCCAAGGCCCUCUCCUCCUUACUAAGCAGAUUAAAGGCUGUCGGGAUUACAAGAGCCCAAGGUCAAGGUCAAAUACAAAAAAACGGAAGUAGUUUCCAAGCUCAUAUACCUCAGGAUAUCAACCCGGCAAAGGAGAUGACCCAAUCAGCUGCCCAACGCCUCAAGGUUAUGAAGCUGAAGACCAACUGA